AUGUCGAUCUACUGCAUCUCCGUGAAGCCACCCCUUCGUAGACCUGUUGGCAAGGAAGCUGCAUUGAAAGCCUUCAAAGCGAUGGAUACGGACAACUCCGGAUCAGUGAGCUUCGAGGAAUUUCUGGAUUCUAUAAAACGGGAGGCGACCGAAGAAAUUUCUGUAUCCAAUCUGCGGAAAUUUUUCAAAAAGAUUGAUACGGACAACAAUGGUGUGAUCAGUCUUGCGGAGUUGGAAGAAUUAUUUUGUUAA
Messenger RNA from Dibothriocephalus latus, 252 nucleotides. Lineage: Eukaryota; Metazoa; Platyhelminthes; Cestoda; Diphyllobothriidea; Diphyllobothriidae. The record is from the annotation of a GenBank genome assembly.